UCGCCAGUAGUUGUGUACAAACUCUCUUUAUCAAUACCACUGUUGCUGUUGGCCGUUUCUCUUCCUCUCUUUUUCAACCAGACACAUACGUUCAUAUUUCUCACUUUUGUGUGAGAGUCUUGAAUUUCUUGCUCUCUAAAUAUGUAAAUCUCUAUCAAAUUUUGAUCUUGUUCUUGUUCUGCAACUAACAGCCCUUCGAUCUCAACUCUCACUUCACUCUUCAAAGAAGGGUCUUUUCCAAAAAUGGGAAGAUCUUUUCAGAGACUCACACUCUCUCUGAUCUCUCUUCUCUUCAUACUACUACAACAACCACCAUAUCCAGCUGCUUCUGCUUCUUCAUCGAAGUACCAGAUCGAAUGCACAAUGUGUUCAUCGUGCGAUAACUCGUGUCAGCAAACUCCUUCUCCACCGCCGCCAUCACUACCACCACCGUCUUCCAGUUCAAUCUGUCCACCACCUCCAUCCCCACCAUCUCCAAGCUCAGGUGGCGGCGGCGGUAGCCACUACUACUCUCCACCACCUCCUUAUACUCCUACCUACACAUACUUCUCACCACCACCGCCCUACGGUGGUGGUGGUUCAUAUUACCCUCCGCCCAACAACUGGAAUUACCCUACACCGCCACCACCAAACCCAAUUGUUCCGUACUUCCCAUUUUACUAUUACAGCCCUCCUCCUCCUCUAAACUCAGCCUUGUCUCUUCGCCACUCAUACACGUGUUCAUCGUUCAGUUACACUGCUUUUCUCUCCCUCGUUUUACUGUUUCUGUUUUAGUUGAAAAAAAUGCCAAACCCACAUGUUCAAAGGCAAUAAUGUGGCAGAUUUUACAGAUCUGGGGAUUCUCAAAGUAAGCGUAUAAGAGAUCAGUUUCUUCAUUUCGUUUAAAAAAAAAAAAAUUCAACCAAGACAAUUCAUGGCGAUGAAGAUGAAGUAAACUUUUCGACAAUGCAAAAGGGCAAAAAAGGAAUAAGGGUACAACUGCAGACGCCAUGUAAAAUGAUAAAGUAAUCUCUUAUUCUCUUUCUUGAUCUAUUUUAACUGUAGAGUGAUCUGUGAUAAUUAAGUUGUACGUUCAGUUUUCCCACAUCUUCUUGUGCUCCCAUGUGACUGCCAAGUCCAUACUCGCACUCUCCCUGUGACGAAUUUUAUUUGUUUUAUAAGAUAUGCAUUAUUAAUAUUCAUUAAUAAUGUUUCAUA
Molecule: messenger RNA, 1197 nt
Organism: Mangifera indica (mango)
Lineage: Eukaryota; Viridiplantae; Streptophyta; Magnoliopsida; Sapindales; Anacardiaceae
Product: proline-rich antigen-like
Exons: 1
Coding region: 244-774 (176 amino acids)
Source: RefSeq, a predicted model, not a curated record